AUGGGUUGCUUCAUUGGUUUACGGUGUGCGAAGAAACCAAAGAUGUAUCAUUCGAUCUUCACACCGAAGCCUUUCAAGUUCUUGCUAAAGCUCUGGUUGCCAAUUCACGUCCUUACAAAAUGGACAUGUGCGACCUCCACAACCGUAACGGUUUCAAGCUCAAGAACUUUAGAGACAUUAAAAUCUUACAUCUUUGCAGUAACGGUUUCCCAUGAAGAAACAAACAAUGUGUUCCUCUUCUUUACACCAAUCUCGCCUUCAUAA
Thlaspi arvense is the source of this 264-nucleotide messenger RNA. The record is from the annotation of a GenBank genome assembly. NCBI's taxonomy places the organism in Eukaryota, Viridiplantae, Streptophyta, Magnoliopsida, Brassicales, Brassicaceae.